Ornithodoros turicata is the source of this 3337-nucleotide messenger RNA. RefSeq lists its product as uncharacterized. Lineage: Eukaryota; Metazoa; Arthropoda; Arachnida; Ixodida; Argasidae. The transcript is spliced from 9 exons. The coding region runs from base 1837 to 3321 and encodes 494 amino acids. The record is from RefSeq and is a predicted model, not a curated record.
AAAAAGGUCCCAUGGCAGAUGCCGGCCGACGGUGGCGGAAUGCGGGCUGCGUCUUUCAACGUUUCGAACAUGUGUAUCAUUAGCGUAAUCAAGUAAAUAUUUCGGGAGGGUUCGGGACCGCUUUUUCGGGAACCCGCACGGGGGGAGGGGGAUAUACGUAAUCGAAGGAGAGGUCAGCCAGACAUACGCCGGCUUGCAAUUCAAAAGAAGGAAAGAAAAUGAAACAUACAGCAGGCGCGAUGGGUUACCUUGUAUCACGUCAGCUCAAUUAAAUUUUCACUCGUUAAUAUAACCUUCCCUUGUUUCCUCCAGUUCUUGUUAUUACCCUCAAGGCGCCCUAUGGGCUUAUAAGCUUUUAGGUAUUACCAUCAUUUCAUAAGCGCGUUCAGAGUACCAUACGCGGCGUACGAUGACACUGCAGGACGUUCUUCCGACCUCACUUCCCUUUCUUCUUUUUUGGAGGGCGGUAUUGUCCCUAUAGCAUUUAUCCGGUUCCGGGACAUUUCAUCGAACGUCGUUUGGUCGAAAGCUGUGUGAUCGAACGCGGAACAUUUGGCCGAAAGCCAUUUGAUCGAACACCGUUUGAUCGAGACGGCAGCGGUCGUUUGAUCGAUUUUUUAUUGGUUCGCAUGGAGCGUUGAUGAAACAAAAAAGAAUAAGAAAACAACAAAAGGAAGCUUCAGUUCUAAAUGCUGUUAUCCUAAGGAAUAUUUCACUCUGUGUAAUCCGCUUGCCCAUAAACACAUUCCUCAUCCCAACCCACUUUUUCGCAUCCAGAAGGCGAUCCGAUUGCCUGUGUUGUUCACCCUAUCCCGUUCGACAACUUGAUAUGUUUUUCCUCUCUGACAGAUAGUGACUAAACAUGGCAUACAUGCCUGUCACCCCUAGUCCCCCAACACUUUGUCAAAUAAUAAUUUAUGUCAAUUGUCAAAUAAUCAACAUUUUCGACAAAUAAAUAAAUGAUAUUUUUGAAUGAUUUAUUCGCGUCGAACGUGGAUAAAUUUUAACAAUGUUUUAUUAAUCGUUUGUAGUUAACUGAACAUAGGUCUGGAGAAAGAACAGUUUUAGUUUAUUUACUACAUCACCAACUUAUGUGCAAGUGCGCGUAUGUACAAGUGAACCUAAAUUUAGUUCUUCCAACAUACAUGUAACCGAAGAAGUCCAUCGAAACCUAAAUAAUAUUAGCCGGGGAGCAGAUAUUUGUACUUUGUCUUUUUUCAUGGCGUGGAUCUGUAGGUAUCUCAGACUGCUGAUGCAUACUCUAAACAAGGUUGAACUAAGGUUUUAUAUGGCUGUUAAUAUAUAUUUAUUUUAUACUAUGGCGAAAUAGCCACCCUUCGGCGCAGCAUAUGGCCCCAAUAUUAACAUGCAGCUCAGUGCACAAGUUUCACACUAACUUUAUGAACCAUACGUCUAUGACGGGGGGUCAUUCUUCUGUCGCCAUCGGAGCAGUCACGGGUUCGUUGCAUAAAGGCUGCAACUCACAAGGUACAAUGGCACAAACCUAGCACACAAUGUACUCAUUUCAAGGCUUCGGCGUCAGCGUUUCAGUGCACAAUCGGCGUAUUACCCUCCAGCCUAUCUGACAUACUUUUUUUCUUUUUCUCGGAAUACCGACUUUCAUUACAGCAGUCGCGGUCCUGCUGCUGCUUAUUCUCCGACCUGCCAUUCUCAUUCGCCCUUUGACCGCGUUCUGGGAUUCAUAGAAUCGAUGUGAGUCAGAACAGCAUCGCCAUUUUUAGGAAGGGGCUUUGAACCCCGUUCACGCCCAUAAAAACGACAUGAUACGCCGCCUUGGCGUCAGUCCGACUCUGUCCGCGACACCAUCUCAAGGCGAUGGCUACAUCACGAUGCCUGGUCAUUUCCGAGGAUAAGAAGAUAGUCAUUAAUGUUGGACAGCCAGGAAGAAGAGUUGAUGUACUAACAGCACUGCUCGGAACCGACUUCGCGGACAUCGUGGACGAAGGCUUGCAACUUCAGAUAUAUGAUAAAGGCUUUGAAGAAUACCUCGACUUUGGAGCAGACACCAUGGUCAGCGACAACGACAAAAUUAAGCUUGUGCGCGCAAGCCGAGGUAGCCCUCCACAGACUGAGGCAACUGAUGAUGGAACUGUUUCCGUUACUGUUGUUCCUGUUGGUGCUGUGUGCCCUGGGAUCGCCGAUGAAUAUAAGUUCCCCACGCCUCCGCUGGACCUACAGGAGCAGCUGAAAGCUGUGAAGCUGGGCGAGGUGUCCGACCAACUGAGGACAAAAAUUGUUCGAUGGUUGCACUUGGAUAUAUGCCGCUACACGCUGUACCCUGGAAAAAGGAACCUUUAUUACGAGGCUGCACGGCUCCUCGUCUACUUCUAUCCGACCUUACGUGACAUCAAUGGACCAGGCUUCAACUCUUGGUGGAGACAACUAAAGAACAGGACAAAAAACCAGAGAAAAUCGUUGAGUGACAUUGCAAUGGUGAAGGCAGCACGUGAAAAAUAUGGCAAGAGGAAGAGGGCGGAUGAUGCAGGGACUACGCCAGCGUCACCAAGAAGUUGCAUCCGUCAGACGCUCCAGGGGUGUGCCUCGGAGCAAGUUGAAGACGAUGCUACAUUGGCAGCGCACAAACUUUUUAUGGUCAGAGAAAUGCACAAGCAACCUGAUCACAGACAUUGCGAGCGUAUCACGGAUGCCAUGAGGAGGACCUACAGUGCGAGAAGGUCCUUAAUUGAGCAGAGGGAUUGCCAGCAGCAGGAGGUCCUCUCGGUCGCUGGGGUGCUCACCGAAUAUCCGGCACUGGCUUUGGAGCAUGAGAUUUAUAGGGAGUUUCAUCGGCUCACAAACUGCCAAGUAGACAGUAGGAUGGAGUGGUUCGUGGAGAAGUAUGGCGGAGCAAUCAUAUCUGCAGCAUUGAGACGCAAGCAUCCACACAAGUUCCUAAAGGAUUUUCCUGCACAUGUAGGAACUGCUGACGACAGGGAGUGUACAGCUGGAGCUGUGUGGACGGUCCUGCCGGCAUUGCUAAAAGAAGCGCCUGGUGGCAUCAUUUAUGGCGAACCCUUACCGUGUGAUCCAGCACAUCCGUCCAUUGAAGUUCGGGGAGCACUGUGGGCACCUUCGUCGAUUAAAGUGAGGCUGGAGGAUUUUUCCAUGGAAGUUGUAAGCCUCAAUACAGCGAUGGCUCUUGUGUUAUCGCUGUAUUGGGUUUACAACAUCCAGUAUUGCCAGCGCUCAAAGAAGGUGUUCACAAUGCUUGAGCACAGUUUGGGCCUUCCUCAGACAGCGGGAGCUGCAGUCCUUGUAACAAAGCUUCAGAACGAAAUUGGAUUUGAACCGUAUCAAUAAAUGCUUGUAUGUUUGU